Penicillium canariense is the source of this 1275-nucleotide messenger RNA. RefSeq lists its product as uncharacterized. NCBI's taxonomy places the organism in Eukaryota, Fungi, Ascomycota, Eurotiomycetes, Eurotiales, Aspergillaceae. Bases 1 to 1275 code for a protein of 424 amino acids. The transcript has a single exon. The record is from RefSeq and is a predicted model, not a curated record.
AUGCAAACCCUAGACAAGAUUCCGAGUGAACUUUUAUUCAGUAUCAAUGCACUGGCAGCGGACUGGGUUGGUCUCGAAAGCCUUAUGCAAGUCUCCCCUCCGAUAGGGGGGCUUUACGCAGGCGACGCCAACACUGCGGCGGACCCUGAAGCCAUCCGCCUAAUUGAGUCAAUCCUCGGGGAGAACCCUAUCAUGCGUCACGAAUUGCACUGUCUAUUUCGCAUGGCCCUAAAGCUACGCCAGCCUUGCUUGGUAGAUACUAGUCUCGCCGAGUUUAUCGCUCGAGACCAUUCUUCGUCGUUCAUGGAAACCCCUUCUUCAAUAUCCUCAGCCGUGCUAAAAGAGAUGGUGAUUGUCGCGGCCAACAUCCAGCGGUUGGCGUGCGCCUGUUUGACCACCCUUUUGACCUGUGUCCGCAAGGUUAAGCCGCGGCGUUGGAAGGGCAUUCGAGAGCCUAGUUUAUUGAAAAAUCAGGAACCCACCGAGCCAUAUCAGCCGCGUGAUGCUGGCCCUCCUUCGUGGAUUGAGGAGUAUCGGGUUUACCGUGCGCUCUGGCGCCUACAAUUGUAUUCUGAUUUAUCGAUCGCUGGGGCCCGGCUAAACUGGCCUCACAGUGAUCUCGAGAAUUGGCGGAUCGAAAGCACGGACUGGAAUAGCGUACCCCCAGUGAUGAGAGAGGAACUACGCACUAUAUCAGAAUGCCUGGAGACCCUAUGCGAGGUUGAUCCUAUCCUUCGCACUACAAAGUCUCAGGUCACUUCGACCAACGACGGGAUACACCUUAUUUCUCAGCUACCGAAUGCAUCUCGACUACGAUGUAAGUUUGAUACCUGGGCCCCUCCGUCUCCGCCUACGAUCCCCGACUACGAGGAGGGUAUCCCUAUGGAUUUUUGGGGCCAGGGUCUUGUAUCGAUUCGCUGGAAUCGCAUGGCCGGCUGCUUUAGAGCGUGUCAGGUCAGGACAAAAACCUAUCCCGCCCGGCAUCAAGUCUGCCGUAUCCAGGAUGCCCGUCCGUGGCGGGGACUAGGCAUGCCAAUUUGGGACCUCUGGCGAUUAUACUGCCUAGGACUCUGGUCGGCAAAUUACCCCUUCGCAGGGCGGCAUCCUGGACCUAUCCCGACUCCUGAUGGAUCAGAGGUUCCGAAAGGGUGUUCUCCGUUUGCCUCGGGCUCUGAGAUAGAUUAUCGGGUUUCUGUUUUUAUGCAGGCAUGGAUGCAGAUAGAGAAUCAGGAAUGUGAGCAGAGAGUAGCAGAGGAACGGUCGGUUAGAGAAUGA